AUGAACUUUGAGCUGCCGCAGGAGCUGCAGGAGUACAUCUCCAAGCUCGACGCUUUCAUCCGCGGUGAGAUCCUCCCGCUGCAGCACAAGGACGACAACAAUCGCUUCUUCGACCACCGCCGCGAGCCUUCGCGCACGCAGUGGGACAAUGGCGGCCUGCCCACGCCCGACUGGGAGGCUCUGCUGGCCGAGGCCCGCAAGCUCGCCGACGACGCGGGCUUCUACCGCUUCCCUCUCCCCCGGGCGUACGGCGGCCAGGAGCACCGGGACAUGAACCUGUGGAUGUGCGCGCUGCGCCUGCACAUGGCCUCGCACCCGCUCUACGGCGGCGGCGUCAGCCUCGCCAACGACCUGCAGAACGAGCACAGCGUCGUCGGCAACUUCCCCGACUUCCUCAUGCUCUACCACUGGGGCAACGCACAGCAGAAGGCCCAGUACAUCCCCAUGCGCCUCGCCGGCGACUUCCGCAUGACGUUCGGCCUCACAGAGAUCCACCACGGCAGCGACGCCACCCACAUGGACACGGCCGCCCGCCCCAUCACCAUGCCCGACGGCCGCCCGGGCUUCAGCAUCUCGGGCAACAAGAAGUGGCAGACGGGCGCCCACGCCUGCACCCACAUGCUCGUCUUUGCCCGCGCCGCCAACAGCGCCGGCAGCCCCAGGGGAAUCACGGCCUUCAUCGUGCCCCGCGACACAAAGGGCGUCACCAUCGCCUCGUACGAGUACACCCUCAACAUGCCCACCGACCACGCCACCAUCCUCUUCGACGACGUCCGCGUCCCGGCCACCGCCAUCCUGGGACCCCCCGACAACGGGCUCGCCAUCGCCCAGACCUUUACGCACGAGAACCGCAUCCGCCAGGCCGCCUCGUCGUGCGGCGCCGCAAAGUUCUGCGUCGACCGCUCCGUCGCCUACGCCCGGGAGCGCGUCGUCUUUGGCAAGCCCCUCUCCGCCAACCAGGCCAUCCAGUGGCCCCUCGUCGAGCUGUCCACGCAGGUCGAGAUGCUGCGCCUGCUGAUCCUCCGCGCCGCCAGCGAGAUGGACGCCAUCGUCGUGUCCAGCAGGCAGUCGCCCACGCCCACGCCCCCCUGGGUCGCCAUCGAGAAGCAGCUCGGCCACAAGAUCAGCAUGUGCAACUACUGGGCAAACCGGCUCGCCUGCCAGGCCGCCGACAACGCCAUCCAGGUCCACGGCGGCAACGGGUACAGCCGCCACCAGCCCUUUGAACACAUCUGGCGCCACUUCCGCCGCUACCGCAUCACCGAGGGAAGCGAGGAGGUCCAGAUGCGCAAGGUGGCUGGGUAUCUAUUUGGUUACAAGUCCACGGGGCUGGACGGGGAAAAGAAGAAGCAUAAGAAGGAAGAUGAAGAAGCCACUGCUCGGGAUAGCAAGCUUUGA
This is a messenger RNA of Microdochium trichocladiopsis, 1398 nucleotides long. RefSeq names its product butyryl-CoA dehydrogenase. The coding region runs from base 1 to 1398 and encodes 465 amino acids. NCBI's taxonomy places the organism in Eukaryota, Fungi, Ascomycota, Sordariomycetes, Xylariales, Microdochiaceae. The record is from RefSeq and is a predicted model, not a curated record. Gene Ontology annotation, molecular function: flavin adenine dinucleotide binding; oxidoreductase activity, acting on the CH-CH group of donors. The transcript has a single exon.